UGUUAUUAUUUACUGUUAAAUGUGAAAAGUAAUGCGAGGCUGCCAGUUUGCUGCCGUCUGCACGCAACCCGAAGGCUGCGUGGAUGGUGACACGGUGACUCGCAGGGAAUGAAGUUGUGAAAUUCAACAAGGACCGGUGAUGGAGUGACACGAUUCAAGCCGCCUCUUUUUUUCCUCUCUCUUUUUUUUUUGGUAACGUUUUGGAGGAGAAGACUGGAAGAAACCAUAAGGCGCACAGCUCCAUACUGAAGUGUUUAAGUUAGUCUGAGGGGAAAUUUAAAAGACCUAAAAAUACAGCGUUGGUUUCUUCCCCUACAAAGAAUCAUUUGAACUUCCCACCGCAGAGUGAGAGAGGGAGAGAGCGACAUAAAUAGUUCUGACAUGUGGAUGUAAUUUCAGAAGAGGAAAAAAGACAGAUGCAGAGAAAUAAAGCGAGCGGGGCUGAGCCGGAGCAUAUAGUAAGAUUAUAGGAAAUUAAAUCGAGGGCAGAGCGAGGCGAUUACAGAGUUAUGAUUUCACAAGCCGCCAGAAGCAUUGAGAUGCCAGAUGGAGUGAAAAGAGACACAUCUCGCUCCACUUUGAAGAGAGUUAAGUAGAUUAAAUAAUUGCAUCUCAGCUCUUCACCGGCGUUUGUUUGAGCCCUGCAAGGACUCUUGGAGGUAUAGAGCCUGCCUCAGUUUAGGGAUGGGAUCCUCUCAUGUGCUUCACAAUCUGGACUUUCUUCUCAUCUCACUCCUCAGCGGCUUGUGCCUGGUUUAUGCAGAUGAUGUGCUCACGAAAGAAGAACAGAUAGGCCUGCUGUUCAAAGCCAAGCGGACGUGUGAAGGGAACAUUACGUCGAAGAGGAGGAUUCCUGACGGCUUCUGCUCACCAGAGUGGGAUGGGAUUGUUUGCUGGCCUGAAGGACCUCCUGGAAAACUUGUAUCCACUGCUUGUCCAAAUUAUAUCUAUGACUUCAACCAUAGAGGACUGGCAUACCGUCGGUGUGACAACAAUGGAACGUGGGAGCUGGCCUCAGCCAACAAGACAUGGGCCAAUUAUAAUGAAUGUGCAACAUACCUCUACCAUUACAACCAUAGCCAUGAAAAGGAGGUCUUUCACCGCUUGUAUCUCAUCUACACAGUCGGGUACUCCAUCUCGCUGGGAUCCCUCAUGGUAGCUGUUGUCAUAUUGGGAUAUUUUCGACGGCUGCACUGCACCAGGAACUACAUCCACAUGCACCUUUUCGUGUCCUACAUGCUGAGAGCUAUAAGUAUCUUUGUGAAAGAUGUCGUCCUCUACUCUGAAUCUGCAUUAGAGAACAUGGAAAGAGUCACAGUGGAAGACCUCAAGUCCAUCACUGAAGCUCCGCCAUCGAACAAAGCACAGUUUAUUAGCUGCAAGGUGGUUGUGACCUUGUUCAUGUACUUUCUGGCCACCAAUUACUACUGGAUCCUUGUGGAGGGUCUUUACCUCCACAGCCUCAUCUUUAUGACCUUUUUUUCGGACAGAAAGUAUCUGUGGGGAUUCACUAUGAUUGGAUGGGGAGUUCCAGCAGUGUUUGUGACCAUCUGGGCAAUUGUGAGAGCCACGCUCGCUGACACAGAAUGCUGGGACUUAAGUGCAGGCAAUUUGAAAUGGAUAUAUCAAGUGCCUAUCCUGGUGGCUGUGGGAGUAAAUUUUCUGUUAUUUCUGAACAUCAUCAGAGUCCUGGCAACUAAGCUACGAGAAACAAAUGCGGGAAGGUGCGACACCAGACAACAGUACAGAAAACUGCUGAAGUCCACGCUGGUUUUGAUGCCACUGUUUGGUGUCCACUACAUCAUUUUCAGUGCCAUGCCGUACACAGAAGUGACUGGAAUCCCGUGGUUGAUCCAGAUGCACUACGAGAUGCUUUUUAACUCCUUUCAGGGCUUCUUAGUUGCAAUCAUAUACUGCUUUUGCAACGGAGAGGUUCAAGCCGAGAUCAAAAAGUCCUGGAGCAGGAGAACUCUGGCCCUGGACUUCAAAAGAAAAGCCAGAAGCGGCAGUAACACUUACAGCUAUGGACCAAUGGUAUCACACACCAGCGUUACAAAUGUGACUGCCAGAGGACCGCUGGCCCUGCACCUCACCACGCGGCUGGGGCCGGUGCCGGUGAACGGACACAGGAACCUCCCGGGGUACGUGAAGAACGGCUCUGUCUCUGAGAACUCUAUACCUUCAUCGGCACAGGAGCUCCACGUUCCCGAAGAGGAGCCGUCUGCUCAAACGCGGGCCAGCGAGGACGAGAAACCCUCGCCUGUGGUCGAGGAGGAAAGGGAGACAGUCAUGUGAAUUCCAUGGAAGCGUAUGUAGCGAUGAAACGUGAAAAAACAAGUCAUGAAACACUCAGGAUGGUCUGAAGGGGAUGACUGCAUGCAUCAACACUGCCAGUUUCUUCUCCUGUGAAUCGAGCCAGAACGUUGGCGACUGCUGAGGCUCAAAAGAAAAAGGAUGCAUCACUUUUGUGAGCUAAUCCGAGGAAUGAUGAUUACAAAUUGUUGUGGCAAAUGCUCUCAGCUCUUCCAUCAGCCACCUGCCACCGAGAAUGUGUCCAAGGCUGAAACAGACUGCCGUUUCUUAUUUCUCUUCCACUGCCAUGACUGUUGUCAUUUAGUUUUCUGUCUGAUGCUCAUGUUUUCUGCAUAAGUUAAAGAGGAGUUUGACAUGUUCAGUACUAGCCGAGAACAGCCUUAAUCAAGAACUCUAAAGCCAGGUGUGUUUUCUCUGUGUGCACAGCAGCACACACAUGGGAAACUUCAUGAGCACCAUUUGGAUUAAGUGCAGGCCCGGCUUAAAAAAAUGACUAAUGCUACUAUUUUGACACAUCUGUUCAUGUUUCGUGGCAUCUCAGUUUCGCUCCAUUGACUUAGAUCCACUGCAGUGUAAAAGGGAAGUUACUCAGGUAGUCGAAGUCCUUUAUUGUUGCACACCCAUUUUUAUAAAUAUUUCUUUUUUAUGUGAUGUUUCAGCAUAAUCUGCAUUUCUCUCCCAAAGGAAGCUGGUGUGUUAUAUAAAGCUGUGUUCAUUUAUGUUAUUUUAUUUGUUUUCAAGCUAUUGUACAGUUUCUGCUGUCUUGAACAACCCAGUAUUCCUCCAUGUAAUUAUAAUGGAUUUUAAAUGGUUAAAAUGAAUGUAUCGUAUUCAGAUUUUAUUAACAAAAAGAAAAAAAAAAUCCAAAAAACACAAAACCAAAGUAAGGAUGCCAAAGUAGGAAUACUUAUUUGAAGGUUGUUCAGCAUUAUUUGAAGUAAAGAUGGAAUACAGGCAUCACUGUGCUCCUCCAAGGUUCUCCAAAGCAGCUGCAUCACGAUCUUAUUCUCCAGUGGAAUGCUAAAUAAACGAGGAAUCGACAAUUUAAGGAGUGGCAAUUUUAGUGGAUAUGAAGAAAAAAAUAGAUUCAUUUGUAUAGAAGGUUCAAUCGUUUGCUGCUCGUUGAUGUGUAUAUCUAAGUCACUAUGUUUACAAAAUCAGAAAAACAUGGAACAUUCUCAUUGUGAACUAAAGUGUUUAUGUGUAUGGAUAUGUUAUAAAGCUGUCGUAAUCUGUUUUUGCUUAUGUGUUUAUAGAAUGUUGGCAAUAUAUUUGAUCAUGUAUAUAGUCCAAACAGAAUUGGUUGAAUAUAUUUACAGGUGACAGAGGGCAUUCAUGCUAUUAUUCACUGAACCAUUCCAGAGGAUAUCUUUAACUCUGUAAAUUAUAAUUCACUGCACUUAACCUGCUUAGCUGCCAAUGUGGGUGUCAUUUUCUGUUAUGCCAAAGAGAAGAAGGCAUGCUGUGCCUUCAGGGAAAAUGAGAUAUUGCAAAAUAUCUUUGUAUUAUCAUUCAAAGUAUUGUGUUUACCUAAUCAAAUUUUCUUAAAGUUGGAGUGAAAUGGGAAAAACCCUUGAAGCAUUCCGUUGCUAAUUAUCAGUGAAUCAGUGCCAUUAGUCUUAAAUAAUAUUGCUGCAAUCCUUUGUUUUUCCAAAUCCUCAACUAUAUAACUCAAAUUCAAAAUUUAGUGACUACAAAUGUUAUGAUUUUGACCUCUCAAGAAAUUUAAAUACCAUGUAUAGGUACUAUAAUAGUUUUACACAUUCAGGACUAAUCACCAUUUGAUGGCAAAGUAUUUUCUCCUUCUACCUGCCAUUCCUUAAUUUUUGUUUCUUUUACUCAAUUUUGAUCAUAAUUCCAAUUAUUCCCACUUCUUCUUGUAUCUGUUGCCAAAUCCAUCAAGGUGUUUGCAUAAUCCACAGAGGCAGAUUCCCAGAAUAAAAUUCAAGUGCAGCCCUGUUUCAGUUAAGGCUGAUAAAAGUAUUUUAUAACAGCAUUUGUACUGAGUUAUACUUUACGAAUUGUCUUCCUUGUUUACUUAUUCAGCGAGUCUUAACAUACAUCUGGCAUUAUUCAGCACUUGUUUUUUUUUUAUUUUUUUGGCUAACAAUGUAAUUAUAAAGCCAAAAACUAACAGUGAUCUAUCUUAUUGGUAAUAUGAGAUCUAGCUUUAUCCACAGUGCAAUAGUGUAUAUAUAUAUAUAUAUAUAUAUAUAUAUAUAUAUAUAUAUAUAUAUAUAUAUAUAUAUAUAUAUAUAUAUAUAUAUAUCCCUUAUACUAUUUCAAACCAAGCAACUUCCAUAUGUGUAUGACAGUUGGUAAACCUCCAUAUUUCCAUUUCCAUCAGGAUCUAUUAUGAUUGCAAGUGGGGGCUUCUUGGACUGAAUACUUGUGUAAUUAUAGGUGGCUGCAAGCCGCAGUGAUGGAAAAAGGAAACGUCUGAGGCUGACUGAUGCAUUUCACACUAAAUGAUCCAGUAUCUUUCUGCUACACAAAAUAUUUUUCUCAUGUAACUUGACUCUUUUAGUCUGUAUUUAUUGCGUUCCUCACGAUACUGUGGAACCUGAACUUGGCUGAAUUUGUAAACCCUCGAGGAGUGAUGUUAUUGUUUUAUAAUAAGAUCAGACAGUAUCAGAGCAUGAAAAUACUUUCAAUAAGAAACACUUGAGAAUUUUAUUUGAGCACUUUAAUAUCCUAUAACAUAGUAGGCUAUAUUGCUCUGAUUGUAUCUUUUAAAAUGAUUGUGUUUUGGAUUUCAUUGUACAAUAAGGCCAAAUUAUAUCUUCAGCUAAUGUUGUAUUUCAUUGUAUCAAAUACCUCUCAUGGAAGUAUAGAGUGUUUUAUGACAUUUAUUUAUCUUGUGCUAAAAUGUACUCAGUGAAGUUGACAUUAGUCUUCAUGCUUUACAUAGGCUACAGGAUGUGGGCAGCAUCUGCUAUAAGACACAUCUUUUGUUCAUUCUGUUGUGAUGCGAGCAUGUUGUAGAUAUCAGUGUAAACUUUGCAUAAACUGUUUUCCAAUCUCUAAUUUUCAUUGGUGAAUUGUGAAUAAGACAAUAAAUCUAUA
Messenger RNA from Cololabis saira (Pacific saury), 5379 nucleotides. It is a transcript of the gene pth1r, whose product is annotated as parathyroid hormone 1 receptor. Gene Ontology annotation, cellular component: plasma membrane. Gene Ontology annotation, biological process: cell surface receptor signaling pathway; intracellular calcium ion homeostasis; adenylate cyclase-activating G protein-coupled receptor signaling pathway. NCBI's taxonomy places the organism in Eukaryota, Metazoa, Chordata, Actinopteri, Beloniformes, Belonidae. Gene Ontology annotation, molecular function: G protein-coupled peptide receptor activity; parathyroid hormone receptor activity; peptide hormone binding. The record is from RefSeq and is a predicted model, not a curated record. The transcript has 13 exons. Bases 685 to 2295 code for a protein of 536 amino acids.